Messenger RNA from Eutrema salsugineum, 1502 nucleotides. Its product is annotated as phosphatidylserine decarboxylase proenzyme 1, mitochondrial. Gene Ontology annotation, molecular function: phosphatidylserine decarboxylase activity. The transcript is spliced from 12 exons. NCBI's taxonomy places the organism in Eukaryota, Viridiplantae, Streptophyta, Magnoliopsida, Brassicales, Brassicaceae. The record is from RefSeq and is a predicted model, not a curated record. The coding region runs from base 2 to 1345 and encodes 447 amino acids. Gene Ontology annotation, cellular component: mitochondrion. Gene Ontology annotation, biological process: phosphatidylethanolamine biosynthetic process.
CAUGAAACCUCGAUUUUCUCAGAAUGUCUAUUUAUUGGGUCGCUAUUCAUUUGUCCGCCGCUUCCACCAUACUCAUCGCAGAACCUUCAGCUCUUUCCUCAAUAAUAUUCGUUCGAAUCACUUCGGAGCUCGAGCUUCCUCUAUCGGCGGCGGAGGCGGAGGAGGUGGAACCGGAAAUUCUAAAGGCAAUGCUUUUCUCUUGCCCGGAGCAACAAUGGCUACUAUCCUUAUGCUUGGAGCUCUUCAUGCUCGUCGGCUCUAUGAAGACAAGAAGAUCGAAGAGAAACGGGAAAGGGGAAUCGAACUUGAGUUCCACCAAGAUGUUAAAGCCUCGUUCCUAGGAAUUCUGCCUCUGCGAUCAAUCUCAAGAGCAUGGGGUUCUUUGACGAGCCUGGAAAUUCCGGUUUGGAUGCGGCCUUAUGUUUAUAAAGCCUGGGCUCGAGCUUUCCAUUCAAAUCUUGAAGAAGCAGCUCUGCCUCUUGAGGAAUAUGCUUCACUACGGGAUUUCUUUGUUCGCAGCUUGAAAGAAGGUUGCAGGUCUAUCGACCCCGACCCUUGUUGUCUGGUUAGUCCUGUGGAUGGCACCGUGCUAAGGUUUGGGGAGUUAAAAGGAAAUAGAGGAAUGAUCGAGCAAGUCAAAGGACAUUCUUACUCAGUACCGGCUCUUCUUGGAACCAACUCUCUGCUUCCUAUGGUACCUGAAGGUAAGGAUGAGUCUGAAGAAGAAGCUGUUGGAGAUAAAGGCGACAAGUCUUGGUUGAGAGUCUCUUUGGCAUCUCCAAAACUACGGGAGAGCAAUUCAGCUAGUCCAAUGAAGGGGCUCUAUUAUUGUGUGAUAUACCUAAGACCAGGGGACUAUCAUCGGAUACACUCUCCGGCUGACUGGAAGGCAUUGGUUCGUCGACACUUUGCAGGCCGGUUGUUUCCUGUGAACGAGCGUGCUACAAGAACGAUAAGGAAUCUCUAUGUCGAAAAUGAAAGGGUUGUGCUUGAAGGGUUAUGGAAAGAAGGUUUUAUGGCACUUGCUGCUGUUGGUGCGACCAACAUUGGAUCCAUUGAGCUUUUCAUUGAACCUGAACUAAGAACAAACAAGCCAAAGAAGAAGCUAUUUCCUACAGAGCCACCAGAGGAGCGUGUCUAUGGUCCAGAAGGUCAUGGCUUAAAGCUCGAGAAAGGGAAGGAGGUAGGAGUGUUCAACAUGGGAUCAACCGUGGUGCUUGUUUUCCAAGCACCAACCGCAAAAUCACCAGAGGGUUCAAGUAGUUCCUCAGAUUUUAGAUUCUGUGUCAAACAAGGAGAAAGAGUCCGUGUUGGAGAAGCAUUGGGAAGGUGGAGAGAGCAAUGAGUACAUGGCAUUACAUGCCCCACUGUUAUUGUUUUUUUUUAAGUCAAGCUUUACAUAUUAUGCACAAACACGAUCUGACCAAAUCAUAACAAAGUUACUAGAAGUUUUUAGGCUACUCGUGAACAGAAUUUGUAAUUGCCCUUAUACUACCUUUUGA